Molecule: messenger RNA, 1008 nt
Organism: Globicephala melas (long-finned pilot whale)
Lineage: Eukaryota; Metazoa; Chordata; Mammalia; Artiodactyla; Delphinidae
Product: F-box only protein 27-like
Biological process (GO): SCF-dependent proteasomal ubiquitin-dependent protein catabolic process; glycoprotein catabolic process
Cellular component (GO): cytoplasm; SCF ubiquitin ligase complex
Molecular function (GO): protein binding; ubiquitin protein ligase activity
Source: RefSeq, a predicted model, not a curated record
AUGGGUGCCUCGGCUUCCAGGAACUGGCUAGUCGGUGUUUCCGCGCUGGAGCCCGAACCCGAGGCGCUGGGUCUGGGCCAGCUGCCCACGGAGCUGCUCGAGACGGUGCUGAGCCACGUGCCCCCUCACGUGCUGCUCGGGCGCUGCCGCCGGGUGUGCCGGCGCUGGCGCGACCUGGUCGACUGCCAGGCCCUGUGGCUGAGCAUCCUGGCCCGGAAACACGCCGCCCUGUGGCCCAUCGUCAGCACCUGCCUGCCGGCCGCCGACGACCCCAGGCCCUGCGUCCUGGGCCGCUUCUGCGAGCGCAGACCCAUAGGACGCAACCUCCUCCGGAACCCCAGGGGCCUAGGUGGGGAGCCCAGGAAAGGGGUCCUCAUGGAGCUGGUGCGAGGGGCCAGAUGCGGGGGCGCUUGGACUCCGGGUUAUCACAAGAAGCAAGUGUUGGACCUGGAGGAGGAGGGUUUCUGGCCGGAACUCCUGGACAGUGGAAAGAUUGAGAUUUGUGUCUCUGACUGGCGGAAUGACCAACAAAGAACUGACUGUAUAUAUCAGCUAACUGUCCAACUUCUAGAUGCCAACCAGGCCAUCCUGGAUCACUUCUCUCCUUUGCCUUUUCCCAUCUGGAAGUGGAGAAACAGCGUCUCUCCUCGGGUCAGCCACGUGUUCUCCAACCUCAAGAAGGGCGUUCGCUUUGUGUCUUUUGAAUGCUGCAUCUGGGACUUGGAGUUCAGAAAUGAGCAGUAUGGAAUCUCUGUGACGAAUUCCAGUGUCAUCGUGCAGCCGCCCGCCCGCGGGAUCUCACAGCCGUCCGCCCCGGAGAGGACCGACUGCCCAGAGCGCGGGUCCCGGGGCUCCCUGGGCGCGGCCGUUCCCGGGGAGCCCCCCGACUGCCUCUCAGAGCAGGGUGGGGAAGGGGAUCCUAGCCCGCCGCCGCCUCCGAGCAGGCCGCCAGGUGAGCGCCGGGACAGGCUGUCACCAGCAGUUCCCAAAACCAAUGUCCCCGGCUAG